Messenger RNA from Sciurus carolinensis (gray squirrel), 638 nucleotides. It is a transcript of the gene Polr2j, whose product is annotated as RNA polymerase II subunit J. Gene Ontology annotation, molecular function: protein dimerization activity; DNA binding. Gene Ontology annotation, cellular component: RNA polymerase II, core complex. Bases 82 to 435 code for a protein of 117 amino acids. The record is from RefSeq and is a predicted model, not a curated record. The transcript is spliced from 4 exons. Gene Ontology annotation, biological process: transcription by RNA polymerase II. NCBI's taxonomy places the organism in Eukaryota, Metazoa, Chordata, Mammalia, Rodentia, Sciuridae.
CCGGAAGAGGUCGCGUUAUAAGGCGCAGGCGGCGGCGGCAGCCAGAGCCGCUAGGAGUCUGGGCCUGGCCGCGGCGCUAGGAUGAAUGCUCCUCCGGCCUUCGAGUCGUUCUUGCUCUUCGAGGGCGAGAAGAAGAUCACCAUUAACAAGGACACCAAGGUGCCCAAUGCCUGUUUGUUCACCAUCAACAAAGAAGACCACACACUAGGAAACAUCAUUAAAUCGCAGCUGCUGAAGGAUCCACAGGUGCUGUUUGCUGGCUACAAAGUCCCCCAUCCCUUGGAGCACAAGAUCAUCAUCCGUGUGCAGACCACCCCGGACUACAGCCCCCAGGAGGCCUUCACCAACGCCAUCACGGACCUCAUCAGUGAGCUCUCCCUGCUGGAGGAGCGCUUCCGGGUGGCCAUCAAAGACAAGCAAGAGGGGAUUGAGUAGUGGUCAGAGGGUGCUCUGCUGCGCCCGUGAGCCCAGCUCCUGCCUCCACUGCCCGCUUCCCUCCAGGCAUCGCAGAGGACCGUGGCCAGGCCCAGGCCCAGCUGUGGCUCCUGGCAGCUUUCCUCGUGAGCCCCCUUCCCUGACACUGAGGUGUCCUGUACAUAGAUCAUUUUAAUUUCCUAAUAAAGUAUGACAGGAAAGGA